This is a messenger RNA of Marmota monax (woodchuck), 7627 nucleotides long. RefSeq lists its product as uncharacterized. Gene Ontology annotation, biological process: signal transduction; regulation of immune system process. Gene Ontology annotation, molecular function: protein tyrosine kinase binding. NCBI's taxonomy places the organism in Eukaryota, Metazoa, Chordata, Mammalia, Rodentia, Sciuridae. The record is from RefSeq and is a predicted model, not a curated record. Gene Ontology annotation, cellular component: cell surface; plasma membrane.
AGCUCAGAGAGGAGCAGGGCAGCAGGGCUGAGUGGCCUGGACCUGGGCUUCCCAGCGGGUCUCAGUGAAGCUCCUUCCACAGAGGGGACAGAGCAGAGGGACCAUGCAGCCCCCCUCAGCCUGUCCCUGCAGAGGGGGCAUCCCCUGGCAGGGGGUCCUGCUGGCAGUCUCACUGUUAACCUUUUGGAACCCGCACCCCACUGCCCAGCUCAGUAUUAAACCAGUGCCUUUCGAUGUUGCUGAAGGGAAAGACGUUCUUCUACUCCUCCACAAUGUGUCGGAGAACACUGUAGGCUACUUCUGGUUCAGAGGGGAAAUAACAACCCCAAACCUUCUCAUUGUAUCCUACUCGAAUCUCACACACUCAGCUACCCAAGGUCCUGCAUUCAGUGGUCGAGAGACAAUAUACCCCAAUGGGUCCCUGCUGUUCAUGAAUGUGACAAAGGGGGACACAGGAUUCUACACCCUGCAAACCACAACUCCCAAUUUUCAAAUUGAAACAGCAACUGGAGGGUUCCGCGUACAUGAGAAAUUACCCAAACCCAACAUCACAAUCAACAACUCCCAACCCAUGGAGGGUGAGGACUCUCUAGCAUUAACGUGUGAACCUGAGAUUAAUUAUGCAACCUACCUGUGGAAGAUAAACAAUCAGACAAUCCUAGAUGGUGACAGGCUGAAGCUGUCCAACAACAACAGGACUCUCACUUUAUUCAAUGUCACAAGGAAUGACACAGGACCCUAUGAGUGUGAAACCCAGAACCCAGUGAGUGCCAACCACAGUGACCUACUCACCCUGAAUAUUUCCUAUGGCCCUGAUGCCCCCAUCAUAAACCCCCCAGACUCACAUUUCCGUCUAGGGACAAAUCUCAACCUCUCCUGCCACGCAGACUCUAACCCGCCUGCUCAGUACUCUUGGUCUUUCAAUGGGAGGCCCCUGGAAUCCACACAACAGCUCUCAGUCCCCAACCUCUCUACAAAUAAGAGUGGAUUCUAUGUGUGUGUCGCCCAUAACUCUGUCACUAACCUCAAUAGGACCACAACCAAGAAUAUUACCGUCUCUGGGCUUGUGGCCCAGCCCUCCCUCAGAGCCACCAACACAGAACCACACUCUGUGGCCAUGACCUGCCUCUCAGAUGACCCUGGAAUCUCCAUCACGUGGAUCCUCAAUAGCCAGACUCUGCAGCUCACAGACAGGAUGCAGCUGUCCCCGGACCACAGGACCCUCAGCAUAGACCCCGUCAGACAGGAGGAUGCCGGGGAGUAUCAGUGUGAGGCCUCCAACCCCGCCAGUUCCUCCAGGAGUGACCGCUACAGACUGGCUGUGAUCUGUGAGUGGCCCCCGUGCCACCAGUGCUUCCGUCAUAGAUUUCACUGUCAAGGGCCAUCAUAUGGCACCAGCCAUGAGCAUGGGGUAGAGGCCAAGGUCCCUCUGACACUUCCACCUCCCUGGCCCCACCCCCUGGCCACAGAGCUGCUGUCCCCAUCUACCAGAGGGGACAGAGCAGCAGGGACCAUGCAGCCCCCCUCAGCCUGUCCCUGCAGAGGGGGCAUCCCCUGGCAGGGGGUCCUGCUGGCAGUCUCACUGUUAACCUUCUGGAACCCGCACCCCACUGCCCAGAUCACUAUUCAACCAGUGCCUGCCGAUGUUGCUGAAGGGAGAGACGUUCUUCUACUUGUCCACAAUGUGUCGAAGAACACUGCAGGCUACCAGUGGUACAGAGGGCAAAUACCAGACCGAAGCCGUCUCACUGUAUCCUAUUCAAAUCUCACACACUCAGCUACCCAAGGCCCUGCAUUCAGUGGUCGUGAGACAAUAUACCCAAAUGGGUCCCUGCUGUUCGUGAAAGUGACAAAGGGGGACACAGGAUUCUACACCCUACAAGUCACAACUGCCGAUUUUGAUAGUGAAGCAGCAACUGGAGAGUUCCGUGUACAUGAGAAAUCACCCAAACCCAACAUCACAAUCAACAACUCCCAACCCAUGGAGGGUGAGGACUCUCUAGCAUUAACGUGUGAACCUGAGAUUAAUUAUGGGAGCUACCUGUGGAAGAUAAACAAUCAGAGGAUCCCAGAUGGUGACAGUUUGAAGCUGUCCAACAACAACAGGACUCUCACUUUAUUCAAUGUCACAAGGAAUGACACAGGACCCUAUGAGUGUGAAACCCAGAACCCAGUGAGUGCCAGCCACAGUGACCCACUCACCCUGAAUAUUUCCUAUGGCCCGGUUGCCCCCAUCAUAAACCCCCCAGACUCACAUUUCCGUCCAGGGACAAAUCUCAACCUCUCCUGCCACGCAGACUCUAACCCGCCUGCUCAGUACUCUUGGUCUUUCAAUGGGAGGCCCCUGGAAUCCACCCAAGAGCUCUCAAUCCCCAACCUCUCUACAAAUAAUAGUGGAUCCUAUGUGUGUGUCACCCAUAACCCUGUCACUAACCUCAAUAGGACCACAACCAAGAAUAUUACCAUCUCUGGACCAUUGACACCGCCCCACCUCACAGCUAGCAACACCAAGGUGGCAGAAGGGGAUUCUGUGCAGCUGGUCUGCAUCCCAAAUGACACUGAAAUCUCCAUCCAGUGGCUCUUCAAUAACAAGACCCUGCGAAUCACAGACAGGAUGCAGCUGUCCCUAAACAACAGCAUCCUGACCAUAAACCCGGUCCUAAAGUUGGAUGAAGGAGAGUAUCAUUGUCAAGUCUCCAACCCAAUCUCUUCCCUAAAGAGCAACCCCAUCACACUGACUGUGAUCGCAGAAGAGAGGACCCCAGGCCUCCCUGUGGGGGCCGUCGCUGGCAUCGUGACUGGGGUCCUGGUCGGGGUGGCUCUGGUGGCUGCUCUGGGGUGUUUCCUGCUCCACACAAGAAAUGGAAGGGCCAGCGUCCAGCUUGGCCUCAGAGAACACCACACCCCAGCAUCAAGACCCGGCCAAGGUCCCUCUGACAGCUCCACCUCCCUGGCCCCACCCCCUGGCCACAGAGCUGCUGUUCCCAUCUACCAGGAAUUGCUAAACCCUGACCUGGACAUCUAUUGCCGGGUCGACCACAAGGCUGAUGUGGAUUCUUACUCCUUCCACAGAGGGGACAGAGCAGCAGGGACCAUGCAGCCCCCCUCAGCCUGUCCCUGCAGAGGGGGCAUCCCCUGGCAGGGGAUCCUGCUGGCAGUCUCACUGUUAACCUUCUGGAACCCGCACCCCACAGCGCAGCUCAUUAUUGAACCAGUGCCUUUCGAUGCUGCUGAAGGGACAGACGUUCUUCUCCUUGUCCACAAUGCAUCACAGAAUAUCAUAGGCUACAACUGGUUCAAAGGAGAAACAGGAGAUGGCAGACACGAAAUUAUAUCAUAUGUGGUAUCCACACAGGUGUCUACCCCAGGGCCUGCAUUCAGUGGCAGAGAGAAAAUAUACUCCAAUGGAUCCUUGCUGAUACAGAAUGUGACACAGAAUGACACAGGAUUCUACGCCCUGCAAACUAUAACUGCCAAUGUUAGAGUUGAAUUAGCAACUGGAGAGUUCCGCGUACAUGAGAAAUUACCCAAACCCAACAUCACAAUCAACAACUCCCAACCCAUGGAGGGUGAGGACUCUCUAGCAUUAACGUGUGAACCUGAGAUUAAUUAUGGGAGCUACCUGUGGAAGAUAAACAAUCAGAUGAUCCUAGAUGGUGACAGGCUGAAGCUGUCCAACAACAACAGGACUCUCACUUUAUUCAAUGUCACAAGGAAUGACACAGGACCCUAUGAGUGUGAAACCCAGAACCCAGUGAGUGCCAACCACAGUGACCUACUCACCCUGAAUAUUUCCUGUGAGUGGCUUGUGGCCCAGCCCUCCCUCAGAGCCACCAACACAGAACCACACUCUGUGGCCAUGACCUGCUUCUCAGAUGACCCUGGAAUCUCCAUCACGUGGAUCCUCAAUAGCCAGACUCUACAGCUCACAGACAGGAUGCAGCUGUCCCCGGACCACAGGACCCUCAGCAUAGACCCCGUCAGACAGGAGGAUGCAGGGGAGUAUCAGUGUGAAGCCUCCAACCCCGCCAGUUCCACCAGGAGUGACCGCUACAGACUGGCUGUGAUCUCAGAAGAGAGGACCCCAGGCCUCCCUGUGGGGGCCGUCGCUGGCAUCGUGACUGGGGUCCUGGUCGGGGUGGCUCUGGUGGCUGCUCUGGGGUGUUUCCUGCUCCACACAAGAACUGGAAGGGCCAGUGUCCAGCUUGGCCUCAGAGACCACCGCACCCCAGCAUCAAGACCCGUGGCCUGGACCUGGGCUUCCCAGCGGGUCUCAGUGAAGCUCCUUCCACAGAGGGGACAGAGCAGAGGGACCAUGCAUCCCCCCUCAGCCUGUCCCUGCAGAGGGGGCAUCCCCUGGCAGGGGGUCCUGCUGGCAGUCUCAUUGUUAACCUUCUGGAACCCCAACCCCACUGCCUCGCUCACUAUUGUACCAGUGCCUUUCGAUGUUGCUGAAGGGAGAGACGUUCUUCUACUUGUCCACAAUGUGUCGAAGACCACUGCAGGCUACCAGUGGUACAGAGGGCAAAUAAUAGACCGAAGCCGUUUAAUUGUAUCCUACUCGAAUCUCACACACUCAGCUACCCAAGGCCCUGCAUUCAGUGGUCGUGAGACAAUAUACCCAAAUGGGUCCCUGCUGUUUGUGAAUGUGACAAAGGGGGACACAGGAUUCUACACCCUACAAGCCACAACUGCCGAUUUUGAUAGUGAAGCAGCAACUGGAGAGUUCCGAGUACAUAAUCGUCCUACAUCUGCCCAGGAUACCCACUCCUGCCUGGUUCUUCAGGACUCAGAGAAAUUACCCAAACCCAACAUCACAAUCAACAACUCCCAACCCAUGGAGGGGCUUGUGGCCCAGCCCUCCCUCAGAGCCACCAACACAGAACCACACUCUGUGGCCAUGACCUGCUUCUCAGAUGACCCUGGAAUCUCCAUCACGUGGGUCUUCAAUAGCCAGACUCUGCAGCUCACAGACAGGAUGCAGCUCUCCCCGGACCACAGGACCCUCAGCAUAGACCCUGUCAGACAUUCCACCAGCAGUGAGCGCUACAGACUGGCUGUGAUCUCAGAAGAGAGGACCCCAGGCCUCCCUGUGGGGGCCGUCGCUGGCAUCGUGACUGGGGUCCUGGUCGGGGUGGCUCUGGUGGCUGCUCUGGGGUGUUUCCUGCUCCACACAAGAACUGGAAGAGGGGACAGAGCAGCAGGGACCAUGCAGCCCCCCCCAGCCUGUCCCUGCAGAGGGGGCAUCCCCUGGCAGGGGAUCCUGCUGGCAGUCUCACUGUUAACCUUCUGGAACCCGCACCCCACUGCUCCGAUCACUAUUUAACCAGUGCCUUUCAAUGUUGCUGAAGGGACAGAUGUUCUUCUACUUGUCCACAAUGUGUCGGAGAAUCUAGGCUACACCUGGUACAGAGGAGAAACAAUAGGCCACAGCCAUGAAAUUAUAUCAUACUUGAUGCUCACACAGACCACUACUCCAGGGCCUGCAUGUGGAGGAAGAGAGUCAUAAUAUCCCAAUUGGUCUCUGCUGUUCCUCAAUUGGUCAUCAGCCAGGGCACAGUCCCAGAAGCCACAUCUGGGCAAGGGCACCUGGGCAUCUCCUUCUCCUGGGACUAGGUGUGGGCUUGUGGCCCAGCCCUCCCUCAGAGCCACCAACACAGAACCACACUCCGUGGCCAUGACCUGCCUCUCAGGUGACACUGGAAUCUCCAUCAUGUGGAUCCUCAAUAGCCAGACUCUGUCAGACCCGCUGACAAUCUGGCUUGUGGCCCAGCCCUCCCUCAGAGCCACCAACACAAAACCACACUCUGUGGCCAUGACCUGCCUCUCAGAUGACCCUGGAAUCUCCAUCACGUGGAUCUUCAAUAGCCAGACUCUGCAGCUCACAGACAGGAUGCAGCUGUCCCCGGACCACAGGACCCUCAGCAUAGACCCCGUCAGACAGGAGGAUGCAGGGGAGUAUCAGUGUGAGGCCUCCAACCCCGCCAGUUCCACCAGGAGUGACCGCUACAGACUGGCUGUGAUCUGCCAAGGUCCCUCUGACAGCUCCACCUCCCUGGCCCCACCCCCUGGCCACAGAGCUGCUGUCCCCAUCUACCAGGCUGGGAAGGCUGAUGUUCUCAGAGGGGACAGAGCAGCAGGGACCAUGCAGCCCCCCUCAGCCUGUCCCUGCAGAGGGGGCAUCCCCUGGCAGGGGGUCCUGCUGGCAGUCUCACUGUUAACCUUCUGGAACCCGCACCCCACUGCCUCGCUCACUAUUGUACCAGUGCCUUUCAAUGUUGCUGAAGGGAGAGACGUUCUUCUACUUGUCCACAAUGUGUCGAAUACCACUGCAGGCUACCAGUGGUACAGAGGGCAAAUAACAGACCGAAGCCGUCUAAUUGUAUCCUACUCGAAUCUCACACACUCAGCUACCCAAGGCCCUGCAUUCAGUGGUCGUGAGACAAUAUACCCAAAUGGGUCCCUGCUGUUUGUGAAUGUGACAAAGGGGGACACAGGAUUCUACACCCUACAAGCCACAACUGCCGAUUUUGAUAGUGAAGCAGCAACUGGAGAGUUCCGAGUACAUGAAAUAUUACCCAAACCCAACAUCACAAUCAACAACUCCCAACCCAUGGAGGGUGAGGAAUCUCUAGCAUUAACGUGUGAACCUGAGAUUAAUUAUGCAACCUACCUGUGGAAGAUAAACAAUCAGACGAUCCUAGAUGGUGACAGGCUGAAGCUGUCCAACAACAACAGGACUCUCACUUUAUUCAAUGUCACAAGGAAUGACACAGGACCCUAUGAGUGUGAAACCCAGAACCCAGUGAGUGCCAACCGCAGUGACCCACUCACCCUGAAUAUUUCCUAUGGCCCGGAUGCCCCCAUCAUAAACCCCCCAGACUCACAUUUCCAUUCAGGGACAAAUCUCAACCUCUCCUGCCACGCAGACUCUAACCCACCUGCUCAGUACUCUUGGUUUUUCAAUGGGAGGCCCCUGGAAUCCACACAAGAGCUCUCAAUCCUCAACCUCUCUACAAAUAAUAGCGGAUCCUAUGUGUGUGUCGCCCAUAACCCUGUCACUAACCUCAAUAGGACCACAACCAAGAAUAUUACCGUCUCUGAACCAUUGACACUGCCCCACCUCACAGCUAGCAACACCACGGUGGCAGAAGGGGAGUCUGUGGAGCUGACCUGCGUCCCAAAUGACACUGAAAUCUCCAUCCAGUGGCUCUUCAAUAACAAGACCCUGCAAUUCACAGACAGGAUGCAGCUGUCGUCAAACAACAGCAUCCUGACCAUAAACCCAGUCCAGAAGAAGGAUGAGGGAGAGUAUCAUUGUCAAGUCUCCAACCCAAUCUCUUCCCUAAAGAGCAACCCCAUCAUGCUGACUGUGAUCGGUGGUGAGUGACCCUCUGCCCCUCCUACAUCUUACUGAGGGGAUUUCUUUAUCAAUGGUAUACAAAAUGAAUAAAAGUCACAGGGGAAAGAAUAUCAAUUAAGACACUAAAGAAGUAAGCAGAAUUGCAAAGUGGUUUGGAGUUUAGACUGUCAGUGAAAUGUGUAGUCAACUUCUGCAUUCGUGAGGAACUCCUUCUAGAAGUCCUGCAUAUACCAAAGGAUGCUCUAGAGCCUUAUAAAGAAUGGC